This is a messenger RNA of Striga hermonthica, 1038 nucleotides long. Lineage: Eukaryota; Viridiplantae; Streptophyta; Magnoliopsida; Lamiales; Orobanchaceae. The record is from the annotation of a GenBank genome assembly.
AUGGGGUACCUUUGUGAUUUCUGUGGGGAACAAAGAUCGAUGGUAUAUUGCCGUUCGGAUUCUGCUAGCUUAUGUUUGUCGUGUGAUCGUAACGUACAUUCCGCAAAUGCUCUCUCUAAACGCCACUUGAGGACACUCAUUUGCGAGAGAUGCAAUUCUCAGCCUGCUUUCGUUAGAUGUGCACAGGAAAAAGUAUCCCUUUGUCAAAACUGUGAUUGGUCUGGCCACGCUGGCCCGAGCACAGGCCCGUCUCACAAGAGGCAAGCCAUUCAUUGUUACACGGGCUGCCCAUUGGCUUCUGAACUUUCUGAAAUGUGGGCUUUUCUGCUGGACUCGGGCUGUGAGCAGGGAAUGGGCUCGAUGAGCAUUGCGGAUGAAGGGCCUGCUGAUUUUCGAGAGAAGGAGAAUACAAAUGAUGAAUUUCAUUUGGGGGAAGCGCGUGAAUCAACGGCUGGGAUCGAGUUGUUGCCAGGUGGAUCGACCAGCAAUGCUAUGCAAAAGGUUUCCAUGUCCGGAGCUAAGGAAAGUGGUGCGUGUGAUGAUAGCUUUUAUGAUGAUUUGAUUAUAGAUGAGGUUGACCUGAGUUUUGAAAACUACGAAGAGCUUUUUGGUGUUUCUCUCGAUAACCCGGACCAGUUAUUUGGAGAUGGUGGUAUUGAAGGAAUUUUCGGGACGAAAGACAUGUCUGAGUCACAGGGUGCUGCUUAUGCAACUGUGGGAUCGACACUUGGAGGGGUCAAAAUGAUUCAACCGGCUUGUAGCAAUGCAGCAUCUGGCGACUCGAUUAUGAGCUGCAAAACGGAACCCAAUAUAUGUUUUGCAAGGCAAGCUUAUUCGGGCCUCUCGUUUUCGGGCAUUACAGGGGAAAGCAGUGCUGGGGAUCACCAGGAUUGUGGAGUCUCACCAUUGUUCGAGAAGAAAGUGAGGUAUGCAUCACGUAAGGCAAGAGCUGACGUGAGGAGACGUGUGAAGGGACGUUUUGUUAAAGCUGGUGAUGCUUACGAUUAUGAUCCCUUGAUCCCAACCCGAAGCUGUUGA